UCGGUCUUCGCAGUCUCCUAAUGGACGUCUGGUUGGUCUGCACCCUGAGUCUCCUGCUUUCUGGUAUAGGAGCUCUCAGCUCCGGAGAUGAAGGCUGGUCCAUGAUUGUGCACCCGGAGGUACGAGCCAUCGAGGGUUACCCGGUGGUGCUGCCCUGCACCUUCACCCACCCGCAGCACUCCCAGCAUUCAUCUCUGCAGGUGCUGUGGCGUCUGGGCCACGGCCAGGGUGCCACCAUCCUGUAUCGCUGCACCAGCCGGGCUGGGGCUCCCACUUGUGAGCCAGGGCCCCAGCAGGACCAGCGCUACCGACUGGAGGGGAACCCGAGGGAGCACGACCUGUCACUGCGUAUCAACAGCGCCACCCUGCAGGACAGUGGCCGCUACUACUGCAGAGUGGAGGUUCAGGGACGAGAACACAUCAGCUUUGAGGACAAGAUGGGAACCAGACUGAGGGUAGAGGCUCCUCCAAAGGUCCUGGCUCUGUCAGUGGAGGGCACUGAGCAGUCCGGGUACCGAGCUCUGUGUCGGGUUAAGGGCUCCCCACUGCCGGAUGUCCAGUGGCUUGGCCCGGACGACCUGCUGGAGGGUUCACCAGUCGGCCCGCUGUCCCAAGGCUCCCCCACUCACUACCACACUGUCAGCCAGCUGAGAGACGUGGAGCCAGGCCAGCAGUACACCUGCAGCGCCUCCAACCCGCUGGGAAAGGAGCAGGCCACCCUGUAUGUCCUGCCCCCCCGACCCCCGCUCUCUGUGGCCGGGGCGUCACCUCCACUCCUGCUCCUCCUGUCGCUGUCUGUGGGGGCAAAAGUGCUGCUGCUGGUGGGGAUGGGGUUGUGGGUGGUGCAGGGAGUAGCUGUGCAGGGAGUCAGCUGCUGGUGGAAGUGAGCUGCUCCAGCAUGAGCUAAUGUCAACCUUUACUUAUAAUUGGCCUAUAAUGAGCUAUUCACUGGUUUCUGACAGAUUCUGCAGCUGUUCAUUAAUGUGUCAGCCACCAACUCUAACUCCUCCUGUUGAC
Molecule: messenger RNA, 1017 nt
Organism: Monopterus albus (swamp eel)
Lineage: Eukaryota; Metazoa; Chordata; Actinopteri; Synbranchiformes; Synbranchidae
Product: sialic acid-binding Ig-like lectin 15
Exons: 4
Coding region: 21-887 (288 amino acids)
Biological process (GO): regulation of osteoclast development; regulation of actin cytoskeleton organization; regulation of bone resorption
Cellular component (GO): plasma membrane
Source: RefSeq, a predicted model, not a curated record